Molecule: messenger RNA, 687 nt
Organism: Diabrotica virgifera virgifera (western corn rootworm)
Lineage: Eukaryota; Metazoa; Arthropoda; Insecta; Coleoptera; Chrysomelidae
Exons: 1
Coding region: 1-687 (228 amino acids)
Source: RefSeq, a predicted model, not a curated record
AUGUUCGCCGGAUGGGAGCACAAGCUCCAGUUCGGCGGCAUCCACUUCAAGCCGGGCUACUUGGUAGUUGACUGUGAAACACCACAGUCAGCGGAGUGGCUAAGGUUGAAGGUGCCACAAAUUAGGAAGUGGGAGGGUGGAGAACUCACAACAUGUAAGGGAGACGACAUCCCUAGAUCACAUGUUGUGACAGUUUUCCUCCCCAGAAGCAAGGGGCUAUCAGCUGAGAAAUUACUUCAGCUGAUAGAGGUACAAAAUGAGGGCCUAGCAAUAGGUAGGUGGAAGGUCCUGAGUGCUAAGGAAGAGGCGGCAGGGCAACUCUUGAGGGCAGCGAUAGACGAGCUAUCCUACGCUGCCCUCAGGAAGAACGGAUGCACCAUUUUUUACCGGUUCGGGAAAAUCCCCGUUCAUGGUAUAAAACGGGAAACAGAAAAGGAGACUCCGGGGAGCAGCGGUGGGUUAGUAACCACCGAGGUCGAGGAAGCGCCUCCGGUGCCCUCUGCAUCGCGGGGUACUGAUGUGCCCGGCGAUGCCGAGAGCGUCGGAGACCACCACAGCACCGAUCUAUAUCGGGACUCGGAGGACAUGGAGACAGCCGAAGCAACUAACGUUGAAGAAGACAAGGACAAAACACUUGUCGGGGGGGAAGAAGGUGAGAAAGAAACCUCACCUCAAAUAACCAAAUAA